This is a messenger RNA of Amblyraja radiata (thorny skate), 597 nucleotides long. It is a transcript of the gene pclaf, whose product is annotated as PCNA clamp associated factor. Bases 92 to 460 code for a protein of 122 amino acids. NCBI's taxonomy places the organism in Eukaryota, Metazoa, Chordata, Chondrichthyes, Rajiformes, Rajidae. The record is from RefSeq and is a predicted model, not a curated record. Gene Ontology annotation, molecular function: chromatin binding. The transcript is spliced from 4 exons. Gene Ontology annotation, biological process: regulation of cell cycle; translesion synthesis. Gene Ontology annotation, cellular component: nucleus.
CGGGAGGCGCGAGGCUGCUGGCGGCGGAUUUAAAAAGGCGGCGCGCGGCGGCGCGAGCUGGCCUGAACCCACCCGACCCGCAAGCGACGACAUGGUGCGCACCAAGGCCGACGCCCCGUCCGUCUCCACCGGCGCUUUCCGAAAGGCUGUUGCUGCCCGAGCACCAAGAAAGGCACUUGGAUGUACGAGUGCAGCAAACAACUCCCUGACAUCCCCUGGGAAAAAGGAAAAUAAAUAUGCUGGUGGGAAUUUAGUGUGUCCAAGACCCACCCCAAAGUGGCAGAAAGGCAUUGGAGAUUUCUUUGGCGGUGGUCCAUCAAAACUGCCGGAGAAAGAAAAUACAGUUCCUUCGGAUGAUGAGCCCACUAGCAGCACGGCUGAACCAAAAAAAGCUCAGAGAAGGGCACGUCCUCUGUCUGCAGGGUCUUCGGAUGAAGCUGCGUCAGGUGAAGAAAACUGAGCUCCGUGUUCUUUUAACCACGUCUGAUACUUGAAGAGAUCUUUCUUGACGUGUAUAUGUGUGUAUAUAUGUCAAUUACUUUGUCGUUUGGACUUGUUUUGUACAGAAAUUCAAUUAAAAAUAUCCAUUUAAAUGCC